Messenger RNA from Astyanax mexicanus (Mexican tetra), 7258 nucleotides. RefSeq names its product cell migration inducing hyaluronidase 1. The record is from RefSeq and is a predicted model, not a curated record. The transcript has 29 exons. The coding region runs from base 229 to 4281 and encodes 1350 amino acids. Lineage: Eukaryota; Metazoa; Chordata; Actinopteri; Characiformes; Acestrorhamphidae.
GAAGCUGUGUUUGGAUUUCUCUUGCUUUUUUUUUCUUGGUGCUACAGGUUGGCGCGUGCCUCUGGACUUUGUAUGCCUUACUGGUGGAGGUGGGAAAACAUCACGCAGACGUCCGUCCAUCCGUCCAUCAGUCCAUCCAUCCAUCCACCCGUACACGACUAGACGCGUGCACCAGACGCAGCAGGUGCCUAAAAAACUCUGGCUGAAAUCAACCCACAGCGGUGAAACAUGAGGACCGGAGUUACACUUCUCACAGCCGCUCUCCUGCUGCCCGUCAUUCAGGCUGUUUGCCCGGAUAAGGUUCCUGGCCUGCAGCCCUGGAUGCCUGGCUUUAGUGAAGCCCACCACGUUACCAUUGGUUUUGGCCGCAAAGUGCUCCUGACCUCCUCAGCCACCGUCCACUCCAUCGAAAUCCUGAACGGAGGGAAGCUUGUGAUCGCUGAUACAAACCAGCCCAUAUUCCUGAGAGCCAAACACAUUCUGAUUGGCAAUAAAGGCGAGCUCCACAUCGGCAGUCCAGACUGUCCAUAUAAGGGAAACCUCACCAUCGGCCUCUACGGCAGGUCUGACGACAGCGAUGAGGGACACACCUACUUUGGGCGAAAGUACCUUGGCGUGGGAACCGGAGGAACUCUGGAAGUUCACGGCGAGAAGAAGCUCUCGUGGACGUUCCUGAACAAAACCCUGCACCCUGGAGAAGGCAACGAGAACAGCUACCAGUUUGAGCGAAGCUGGGGUAACAGGGGCAUCAUCGUCCACGUGGUCGAGCCGAAGACCGGAGAGGUUCUUCACUCUGAUAGGUUUGACACGUACCGCAGUAAAGACGAGAGCAGGAGGCUGGCGCAGUACGUGGAGGCAGUGGAGAACGGGCAGAUCUUGGCCAUGGUGGUGAACGACGAAGGCUCCAACAACCUGGAGGACACAGCCAGGAAGGCUCUGGUGAAGCUCGGCAGCCGUCACUUCCACCGGCUCGGUUUCAGGCAUCCGUGGAGUUUUAUUACAGUGAAAGGAGACGCAUCCUCAGCCGUGGAGGAUCACGCCAUUUAUCAAGGAACCAAGGCAUCAUCAGAGGCCAGAAGUGUGCGAUCAUUCCGCUCCGGCUACGGAGAGCAUUUCACCAUCACCACUCUCAGCCAAUGGGUUCAGGAGGCUGAGUGGACUGAGUGGUUUGACCGAGAUGAUGAGAGAGGAUCAGGGGACUGGGAGAAGCUAUCUGACCUCCAUAAGGCUUUUCCAGAGAGACUCUGCAGCAAUCCGCUGGAUAUUGAGGCUGAAACCCUGGAUGGCAUCCCUGCCAACAUGACGGGCGAGGUGUUCUCCAAAUUCGACAAGAACUACGGCUUUGUGUGUCUCAACAAGGACCAGGCGGAAGGAAUCUGCCACAACUACCGCGUCCGCUUUCUCUGUGGCAAACUCGUCCGUCCACAGGCCUCCAUCUCCAUAGACAUCGUCUCCAACUGCACCAUCCUGGAACUAGCAGACGAAGCUCAGGGCUGGCGGCCGGGCGACAGGCUGGUGGUGGCCAGCACCGACUAUUCAAUGCACCAGGCUGAAGAAUUCAGCGUCCUGCCCUGUCCCACCUGCUCCAGCAACCAGGUCAAAGUAGAAGGUAAGCCUGCCUUCCUGCACAUGGGUGAGCUGGUGGAUGGAGUAGACAUGCGGGCGGAGGUCGGGCUCCUGAGCCGGAACAUCCUGAUCCGUGGAGAGAUGGAGGCCGGUUGCUAUGGCAGCGAGUCCUGCAAGUUCUUCAGCUUCGACACAUUCGGGGGGCACCUGAAGGUGGAACGAGGUUUCAAAGCAGUUCAUGUCCAGGGUGUUGAGCUCAUGCACAUGGGUCAGCAGUCUAUGGGUCACUACCCCGUCCACUUUCACAUGAACCUAGAUGUAGACCAGAGGGGGGGCUACGACCCGCCCACCUACGUGAAGGAUCUGUCCAUCCACCACUCCUUCUCACGCUGCGUUACCAUCCACGGCUCCAACGGCCUGCUGGUGAAGGACGUGGUGGGCUACGAUGUUCUAGGCCACUGUUUCUUCACAGAGGACGGCCCCGAGGAGAGGAACACGUUCGAGCACUGCCUCGGCCUGAAGGUAAAGGCCGGCACUCUGCUGCCCUCAGACCGUGACAGCAAGAUGUGUCGGGACAUCACAGACGGAGCUUUUCCCGGCUACAUCGCCAAACCACGACAGGACUGCAGUGCCACCUCCACCUUCUGGAUAGCUAACCCCAAUAACAACCUGAUUGACUGUGCGGCUGCUGGCUCAGAGGAGACGGGAUUUUGGUUCCUAUUCCAUAACGUCCCCACGGGUCCAUCAGAGGGCAUGUAUUCUCCUGGCACGACUGAACACACUCCUAUGGGGCGCUUCAUUAACAACCGAGCACACUCCAACUACAGGGCAGGGAUGAUCCUUGACAACGGGGUGAAAACCACUCAGGCUAAUGCCAAGGACAAGAGGCCAUACCUCUCCCUCGUAGGGGCCAGGUACGGCCCACACCAGGACUCUGACCCCUUCAAGCCAAGAGUACCCGCCCUCAUUCACCACUUUGUGGCAUAUAAGAACCAGGACCAUGGAGCCUGGCUCAGGGGAGGAGACGUCUGGCUGGACGACUGCCAGUUUGCUGAUAAUGGAAUUGGCCUCACGCUCGCCAGUGGAGGGACCUUCCCAGAUGACGACGGCUCCAGGCAGGAAGUGAAGAACUCUCUCUUUGUGGGAGAGAGUGAGAACAGAGGGAUGGUGGUGCCGGAUAGCCGGAUCUGGGGGCCUGGGGGUUUAGACCACAGUGGCCGGACCCUCCCCAGAGGAGUGGAUUUCCCCAUUCGCGGCAUGCAGAUCUACGACGGCCCAAUCAACGUUCAGAACUGCACCUUCCGUAAAUACGUCGCUCUGGAUGGACGCCACACCAGUGCUUUCGCUUUCCGCCUCAACAACUCGUGGCAGAGCUGUCCUAACAACAACGUGACGGACAUCACCUUCGACAGCGUUCCGAUCACGUCUCGCGUGUUUUUCGGAGAGCCAGGUCCAUGGUUCAGCGAGAUGCAGAUGGACGGUGACAAGACCACCGUUUUCCACGAUGUCGAUGGCUCGGUCAGCGAGUACCCCGGCGCGUUUCUGGUCAAGGAGGACAACUGGCUCCUACGCCACCCAGACUGCAUCGACGUCCCUGACUGGAGGGCAGCCAUCUGCAGCGGGCGAUUUGCCCAGAUUUACAUCCAGGCACGCAAUCCGGCCAACCUGAACAUGACGAUGGUGAAGGAUGAGUAUCCGGAGCAUCCUCUGGAGCUGGUGGGAGCACUGGGGAAGAGGAACCACUACCAGCAGUACCAGCCUGUGGUCACACUGGGCAAGAGCUACACUGUGCACUGGGACAAAGCAGCACCCGCCAAUCUGACUGUCUGGCUCAUCAACUUCAACAGAAAUGACUGGAUUACCGUGGGCUUCUGCUACCCGAAAGGCACCAACUUCACCAUCAUCUCAGACAUUCACAACCGCCUCACCAAGCAGACGAGGAAGACCGGCGUGUUCAUGAGGACGACCCAGAGAGAGAAGAUGGGCCACACGCACCAGACACGAGGCUAUUACUACUGGGACGAGGACACUGGGCUGCUCUUCCUCAAGGUCCAUGCUCACAACGAUAAGGACGACUUUGCCUUCUGCUCAGUGAAGGGCUGUGAGAGGGUGAAGAUUCAGGCCAAAAUCCCGAAAGGCAGCGGUCCCAGCGACUGCAUGGAGAGGGCUUACCCCAAGUACGCUGAAAUGCCCGUAGUGGACGUGCCAAUGCCCAAGAAACUGCCCCGCUCCAGACUGCCUCAAGCAUCAGAGCACUUUCUGGAAGUCAAGCUGGAGUCCUACAACACUCGCUUCUUCCACAUCAAAGAGGACUUCGCCUACACAGAGGUCAAUGGUAAGAAGAUCUACCAAUCAGAGAACGGCGUGCAUUUGACUGUGCUGGACAGCCACUCCGGCAAAGUGUUGGACACAAAAGGCUUCAGGAACGACAUUCUGAUGGGAAUCCCAGCUCAGAUUGAGAAUUACAUCAGCAGCCUUAAAGACGAGUCCAUAGUGAUGAUCACUUCUAAGGGCAAGUUGGUCACCAAGGGGCCGUGGACCAAAAUACUUGAAAAGCUGGGCGCAGAGCAGAAUGUGAAAUUGAAAGACAAACUGGCCUUCGUGGGCUUCAAGGGCUCUUUCCGACCUGACUGGGUGCGGCUGUCUGUGGACGAAGAGCGAGCCAAGAUUCACCAGGUGCUGCCUGUGCCCAUAGUGAGGAUGAUGAAGCUCUGAGAGAGAGAGGAAGAAGCUCCUCUCAGGACUCUCUCGCGGACUCUCGCUAAAGCACCACUGCCGGAGCGGAGGCGCUCGGGCCCCGGCCGCGCCUGCAUAGCUUCCGCACAGCAAAAUCUACAGCGUUAAAUUAAUGCCUACGAUGUCUGUUUAAGGGAACGUUCUGAGCGAAUGAGUUUUUCAGCCUCAUGUCCGUCUGUCACAUUAAUCGUUUACACAUGUUUAACUAAAUUUCAAGGAGUUCAGAGUCUAAUUAAGUCUAAUUAUUAAAAGCACAACUAACAUUAGAGGCUAGUAUUGCAGUUGCUAAAUAAAUAUAUAUUUACUAAUCGUUCAAAAAAACAAGUGCAGCCAGAUGAAUUAAUCAAAAGGAAUGAGCUUUUUUUGUCUUGGUGGAGAAAACCAACAAAUCUGUGUGUGGAGGCACCAUUAUCAGCUUGAAGAUCAGUUUCUAAGCACACAUCUAGAAGGCCUGGUGUCAUGGUGUGAGGUUGGAGGUGUGAAUUUUGUAUAGUGCCAGUUCACAUUUGUUCUUCAUUACAGGCUUUUUGGCCAGAUCCCAUUUCAUCCCUUGGCCCUACCACUUAGUCUUAACCCUCUGUUUUGUGCGUGCAUGCCUAGGGGUAGGGUGUCCUGAUUUUUGUUAGGCUGGAGGGGUAGUGUUAGUGGAAGUGUUAGGGCACACUCAAAAUAUAGGACUGAGAAUCACUGGCAAGACAGCAACACAAGCAGCCAAAGAAAACCACAGAUUUAAAAAUUAAAAUAACCACUUUAUUACCAUAUUUAAAUAUGUAUUUCAAAGUUUUAUGGACAUUUUUUCAUAUAACAAGCAUUAAUAAAAUGUUAGUAGUUCAUCUCAGUAGCCUUAUGCUAAGCAACAUCACCCUAGGUGUGAUGUGGGGAGAGAGCACUAUCUACCCACCCCAAAGGAAAACAAGGCAAAUUGUGCUCCCUCAGAGCUCCGGCAGCCUAUGGCAAGCUACAUGAACGGGAUUCGAACCGAUCUUCCGAUCAUAGUGGCAGUGCUUUGCUCACUGGUCUACUCGGAGCCCAUCAUGGAUUUGGUGUUUUGGGGAAAUGUAAAAUAAAACAAGCAGUGUCCAGUUGGUAACUUUUAUCUUCCUUCUGAAUAGCAUCACAAUCGUAUGUUUCCUUCUGGGUGCAACUAUCUUUGCAGCAAUUUCUUGUUGCAUAUUUCUACAUGGGAUGAAAUUCACAUUAUACAGCUCUGGAAAAAAUUUAGAGACCACGUCAGUUUCUGAAUUAGUUUCUCUGAUUUUGCUAUUUAUAGGUAUAUGUUUGAGUAAAAUGAACGUUGUUGUUUUAUUCUAUAAACUACAGACAACAUUUUUUCCAAAUUGCACAUAAAAAUAUUGUCAUUUAGAGCAUUUAUUUGCAGAAAAUGAGAAAUGGGUAAAAUAACAAACAAAGAUGCAGAGCUUUCAGACCUCAAAUAAUGCCAAUAAAACAAGUUCAUAUUCAUAAAGUUUUAAGAUUUCAGAAAUCAAUACUUGGUGGAAUAACCUUGGUUUUUAAUCACAGUUUUCAUGCAUCUUGGCAUCUUCGCAUGUUCUCCUCCACCAGUCUUACACACUGCUUUUGGAUAACUUUAUGCCUGCACUCCUGGUGUAAAAAUUCAAGCAGUUCAGCUUGGUUUGAUGGCUUGUGAUCAUCCAUCUUCCUCUUGAUUAUAUUCCAGGUUUUCAAUUUGGUAAAAUCAAAGAAACUCAUCAUUUUAUGUGGUCUCUUAUUUUUUUCCAGAGCUGUAUAUUCACAAAACUCAGCAACUGCACAUUGACUUCUAUUACGAAUGAAAUCCGGCUUUCUAGUUUGUUGUCUCCAACAGGAAAAAACACAUUUUUUUUUUCUGUGGUAAUUAGAACAGAUGUGGCAGACAGAGGUUAGGCUGAUCCAUUCUGAAGACCUCCUUUAAGUUCAGCCUGACUCAAAUGACCUCUAUUAGAGUUAAUUCAAUGCUGGGGGUUUUGCUGUGUAAGGACUACUGAACUCCAACCUGCCGACUCAAACCGACGCAUGCAUUCAUGUCGCCUUUCCUCCUCCAGCUCUUCAGCUCCCUCUCCCACCAGAUCGAUGUACGAUGUCAAUGUACGUGAUAAUGUGGACGUUACGUAAUUUUUUCUUUUCUUUUUUCCUUAUUUUUUUUGUGUCGUCAGUGUAUUUUGGAGAGAAAAAAAACAAAACAAAAAUUAACCAACAUUCCUCAUUUUCUACGCCCUCCCUGUGGUGUUCUCCUCCAUGUCAUUCCAGAAAGAUCUAUCUUUUUUUUCUAUCCUGUAAAAAAAAAAAAAAGAGUUUGUAAGAUUGUAAAUGUUGUGCGGUUUUCGCCAUUUAAUUAUCGCAUAUCGGAGUUUGUGGUCAGUUUGUUUGUGUUGUAGCAUACAAAAGAGCCAGCAGGGGAAGAAACGAAAAAAAAAAUACAAAUUUAAAAAGCCUUCAGAUGUAAAACCAACAGCUACAGAGAAAGUUAAUGCAACCCCAGUGCCCCCAGAAACACCACAAAAAAAAAAAACAGCUACAGAAAAGAUGGGUUCAAACCUGUGAAAGGAUCUGGCAACCUGUAUUCCAUCUAGCAAGAAGCGUGAAAAUGCCGAAAUAGCUGGUCUUUUUUCGGAGAUUUCAUUUGUAAUUUGUUAGUGAUUUGUAUGUUUUAUGUGUUUCUAAAAUUCCUCAGAUUGAUAACAGAGAUAUAUUUUAUACUUAUUUAUUGUACAGGCACUAUUGAAACAGAUCUAGAAGGGACGUCCUUUUCAGUUGUAAUGUAUUUCUGUCCUCUCUGUAUAAAAUUAACCUGUUCAACAUUUUUUUACGUUCCAGCUUUUCUCGUAUCAUUCAGAAAUGACAUGCAUUAACCCUGAGUUGUACAUUGAUGUGAUGUAAAUGUGACGGAUUUUAAAGUAAUGGAACGUAUUGCUUUGGAUCAAAACCUUUUGUAAAUAAAUGAUGAAGAUACACUUUC